AACUCUCAACAACUGUUGGAAGAAGAAUUUCGGGAAGUAUUAAAAAUGGAAUUAUAAGGAAAGACAGCUUUCUGACAGAACAUAAACAACCCAUUUGUUACAUUACAUAAAUCCAAAACAGAAGAAACUUUCAUGUUUCUUCACUUUUUCCUCUCGAAAUUAAACAUCCAUAUUUUUGCUUGAUUACUCGAUAAAGAGAUUGAAUUAUCUUUUAGAAUUCAUGGGUUUUUCUUAAAAUUUGUUAUAAGAUCUGUGUGAAUUUUGUUUUUCAAAGAUUGACAUUUUCUUUAGAUUCUAAAAAUGGCAACAGAGACUGAAACUCCUCAGCUACCUACUUCAAUGAUCACAUCUGAUAGCAGAGGAAAACAUCGAGUUGUUGCUGAAUUGAAACGCCUUGAGCAAGAAACUAGAUUCCUAGAGAAAGAGCUUGAAGAACUCGAAAGAACAAAUAAAGUUUCCGACGUGUUACCAGAAUUGCUGCGCAACGUAGGAACUAGACCUGAUGCACUACUCCCAGUAACAAAAAGCCCCAUAGAUCCAACCUGGGAUAGGUGGUUUGAAGGACCUCGGAAACAACAAGGUUGCAUAUGCUGUUUUUUCAGAUGAAUUCAUUGCUACAUUCUUCUCACAAAUUCUUUUACACAGUAAGAUUGUUAGUACCAUACGAUGAGCCAGUAUGAUUUCAUAGAGUCUGGUCCUUUCAUUUGUGAAUAUAACGUACCGCGCCAGUCUUGUGACUGGCUGACUCACUGCCCUUCUCAAAACUAAACUGUUAUAUUCUGUCUUGAGGUUAUUAUUGCAAAGAUUAGAAGAAAGAAUUAUAUGA
Messenger RNA from Papaver somniferum (opium poppy), 826 nucleotides. Its product is annotated as guanine nucleotide-binding protein subunit gamma 1-like. Lineage: Eukaryota; Viridiplantae; Streptophyta; Magnoliopsida; Ranunculales; Papaveraceae. The transcript has 4 exons. Gene Ontology annotation, biological process: G protein-coupled receptor signaling pathway. Bases 301 to 606 code for a protein of 101 amino acids. The record is from RefSeq and is a predicted model, not a curated record.